This is a messenger RNA of Bacillus rossius redtenbacheri, 1133 nucleotides long. RefSeq names its product vascular endothelial growth factor A-like. The record is from RefSeq and is a predicted model, not a curated record. The transcript is spliced from 7 exons. NCBI's taxonomy places the organism in Eukaryota, Metazoa, Arthropoda, Insecta, Phasmatodea, Bacillidae. The coding region runs from base 103 to 813 and encodes 236 amino acids.
UGCGGCGAGCAGAUAGCGGGGCGGGGACUUGCGGUCUGCAGGACGCGGGACCCGCUAGGCUGGAGGGACCACACCAGAGCUGUCCCCCGCCGCAGACGGACCAUGCGACUGCUAGCGCUCCUAGCGGCCUGCGCGGCCGUCGCCGCCGCCACACACCAGGGCGUCUCGGACAACGAGAUCCCCCACAACGAGAAAGACGCAGUCAGCCAGGAAGUAGACAAGGAAGAUUUCGGCCCUGAAGAAGAUGACAAAACCUUUCUAAGCGAGUCAAGUCACAUCCUCUACAAGCAAGUGCCCUGCGGUAAGGUCAUGGAUGACCUUGAGACAAUCCUAACCGAGAGCAGCUGCUUCCGUCUGGUGGAUGUGCUGGUAAACAUGACCGAGGACAGCCGAUACUCCUACCGACCCACGAGCGUCAAGGCGCGGCGCUGCGGCGGGAUGUGCAAGGCGCGCCAGACCUGCGUGUCCAUGGGCAACAAGACCGCGCUCGUGCCGGUGGAGAGGACUUUGCUGUCGGACCAGACCAGGGACUGCGCCUACGCCUACAUUGAGGAGGACACCAGCUGCAUGUGCAAGUGCAUCGUGCAGCAAAAGCACUGCAGUCCGCUUCAGAUGUACGACGAGAACGCGUGCGAGUGUCGCUGCAUGGACAUGGCCGUGAGGAAGGCGAACUGCCUGCACCUGGGCAAGCAGUGGCUGGGCGACGAGUGUCGCUGCAUCUGCCGCAACAAACCGCGGCGACCCUGCAGCACGGGCACCGCCUGGGACGAGGACAACUGCAGGUGCAUGAAGAAACAACGCGCAAGAGGUUGACAGAAAUCAACUUUAAUUUUUGUUAAAACACACAAAUUAUUACAAAGAAAAUUAAUAUCCUCCAUGUUUAGAGCCUAAAACAUUAAAUUAUAAAUUCAUUUAUGAAGUAAUACUAUUAAGUCUUGAAAUUACUUCAAUAAGCGGAUUAAUUCUGAAUAAUGUUUUUUUGGUGUCUAAUGAUAAACUGAGUAGUAGGUAAACAAAAAGCUUAAUUUAUUUGGGAAUUACGAUUGUACACUACAAAUGUAUACGAUUGUACCAUGAUAAUGAUACAUUAUUUUGUCUUUGUAACAAAUACAUAUAAAUACAUUCAAAACCAA